GCUUGUCUUAACUUCCCCAGAAUUCACUUUUACAUCUGUUGGUUUUUGUUUGUUUCCAUGGAAACUAACUUAACAAAUUCCUCAGGAAAAUUCAUUUAAUUUUCCAUCAUGAGGUAAUGAAUAGAGAAAGAGUGAAAUAAAAUUUUGUAAAUCAUGGCGACGCUAUUGAGAAAGGUGUGGGAAUCGGUGUCAAACCGGGCCAGUUCUUGUUCGAGUCCCAGCAUUGACUCGGCGGAUCGACGGAGUUAUUCCGUGUUAUCUUCGCUUGGAGAUUUUGACCGAAUACCAUUAGAUGUAGUGAUGUAUAUUUUGAGAUUGGUUGGGCCAAAGGACGCAGCUAGAUUGAGCGUAGUUUGUGAGUCUUGGAGGUCACUCGUAUCUGAUAAUCGUCUCUGGAUUUACUUUCUCCAGAACUACUGUGAUUCUUCGGACUCUGUUUUCUUCGCGGAAACCAAUCUCCGGUAUCCUUUCCAGGCAUAUAGUGGUCAAAUCACUACGGAGUUGUCAUUUAUGCGUAUAUAUGGCGAGCGUGAACAAGUCCCAGGUUGUAUCAUUAUUGAUGGUGGUUCGGGCUAUUGCAAGUUUGGUUGGAGCAAAUAUGCUUGUCCUUCUGGGCGUGCAGCAACAUUUUUGGAAUUUGGUAAUAUUGAAUCUCCAAUGUACUCCAGGCUCCGGCAUUUUUUCGCUACUAUUUAUGGCAGGAUGCAGGUAAAAGCAUCAACACAGCCAAUUCUUGUGUCCCUUCCAAUUUGCCAUUAUGAUGAUACUGAAUCUGCCAAAGCAUCAAGACGGCAGCUAAAAGAAGCCAUGUACACAGCUCUGUUUGACAUGAAUGCUCCAGCUGUUUGUGCUAUUAAUCAGGCAACAUUAGCAUUGUAUGCUGCUAGGCGAACUUCAGGAAUUGCUGUUAAUAUUGGUUUCCAAGUCACAUCUAUUGUUCCAAUUUUAAAUGGUAAAGUAAUGCGCAAGAUAGGUGUGGAAGUUAUUGGUCUUGGAGCAUUAAAGGUUACAGGAUUUCUUAGAGAACAGAUGCAGCAGAAUAAUAUCAAUUUUGAAUCACUGUACACUGUUCGUACACUGAAAGAGAACCUUUGUUAUGUUGCUGCUGAUUAUGAGGCUGAGUUAUCUAGAGACACACAAGCAUCAUUAGAAGUUCAAGGAGAAGGAUGGUUUACCCUUUCAAAAGAACGCUUUAAAACAGGGGAGAUCUUAUUCCAGCCACGUAUUGCGGGAGUUCGUACAAUGGGUUUGCACCAGGCAGUAGCACUUUGCAUGGACCACUGUCAUGCAGCAGAGUUGACUGGUGAUGAUUCUUGGUUUAAGACUGUGGUAUUGUCCGGAGGGACCGCAUGUUUACCCGGACUAGCAGAGAGGCUAGAGAAGGAACUGCGUGAGCUUCUUCCUGCAUCCAUUAGCAAUGGAAUAAGAGUCAUUCCUCCUCCAUAUGGUGCAGACACUACAUGGUUUGGAGGAAAGCUUAUCAGCAAUUUGAGCACCUUCCCUGGACCAUGGUGUGUGACAAAGAAGCAAUUUAAGCGGAAAUCAAGAUUCAAUCUGGCAUGGUAAAUACAAGCUCUUGCCCAGAAUUCCAUAUGGUAAAAAUUUAUGAAAUUAUAUAUUUAUUUGUUUUAAAAAAAAUUUUUUUCCUAUUUUAUUGAACUGUAUUGUGAACGUUUGGGCUUACAUUCAUUAGAUUAUUUGUAACAAAGUUCAUGUAAUAUUGGUGUAUAAAUUCCCCUGAUAUAAACUUAAAUUGAAUAUAUUGUAAUCAAUUAUAGUUAAAAGCUGUGAACUUGCCGAUUUUCUGGACAAAGUUGGCAAUAUUCAUAACUUUUCCAGUUUUAUCCUCUC
Molecule: messenger RNA, 1851 nt
Organism: Jatropha curcas
Lineage: Eukaryota; Viridiplantae; Streptophyta; Magnoliopsida; Malpighiales; Euphorbiaceae
Gene: ARP8
Product: actin-related protein 8
Molecular function (GO): protein binding
Source: RefSeq, a predicted model, not a curated record